Cannabis sativa is the source of this 1374-nucleotide messenger RNA. RefSeq lists its product as uncharacterized. The record is from RefSeq and is a predicted model, not a curated record. Gene Ontology annotation, molecular function: nucleic acid binding; zinc ion binding. The transcript is spliced from 3 exons. Lineage: Eukaryota; Viridiplantae; Streptophyta; Magnoliopsida; Rosales; Cannabaceae. Bases 1 to 1374 code for a protein of 457 amino acids.
AUGAGAAUCCCAGCCUUUCAAGGGAAGAGUGAUCCUGAAGCAUACCUAGAGUGGGAGAAGAAAAUGGAGUUAGUCUUUGAUUGUCACAACUAUUCAGACAUGAAGAAGGUAAAACUUGCUGCCAUUGAGUUUACUGAUUAUGCUAUUGUUUGGUGGGAUCAGUUGUGCACUAACAGGAGACGGAGUGGAGAUUGCCCUAUUGAAACAUGGGAGGCAAUGAAGAGGGUAAUGAGGCGACGGUUUGUACCACCUCAUUAUUAUCGUGAUCUCUAUCUUAAGUUGCAAGGCCUUCGUCAAGGCUACAGAAGUGUUGAUGAGUAUUACAAGGAGAUGGAGAUGGCUAUGAUUAGAGCCAAUGUUGAAGAGGAUCGGGAGGCAACAAUGGCGAGGUUUUUAAAUGGGUUGAACCGAGAGAUUGCUGACCCAAUCGAGCUACACCAUUAUGUGGAGUUAGAAGAUUUGGUUCACAUGGCAAUCAAAGUUGAGAGACAACUCAAGAAGGGUAGUUCAAGUUCGAGAUCAAGGCCGAGCACACACAAGCCAAGUACAACACCUUGGAGGUCGAACUAUCCAAAGAAGGAUGACCAACCCAAUUCAUCAUCUACACCAAAACCAUCCACUACAGCCACGCCACCUCAAGGUAAAACAACUCAAACUAAGUCUCAUUCUAGUGAGAUAAGGUGUUUCAAAUGCCAGGGGUGGGGACAUAUAGCCAGCCAGUGUCCAAACCAAAGAGUUAUGGUGAUUCGGGAAAGUGGAGAAAUAGAUUCUGAAGGUGAAGAUGAUCUUGCUGACAUGCCACCAUUGGAAGAUGCUUCUGACAAUGAAUAUGGCCCAGAAUCUGGAGAGAUGCUUGCACUAGUUACAAGUUGUACUAACGUUGCAAGUGCUUCUAUGGUUAACAAGCUUGGACUUACAACGCUUAAGCAUCCUUGUCCAUACAAGUUGCAAUGGUUGAAUGAUAGUGGUGAAGUGAAGGUUACAAAACAAGUACUUGUUUCAUUUCGCAUUGGCAAGUAUGAAGAUGAGGUGCUGUGUGACGUCGUUCCAAUGCAAGCUGGACACCUCCUUCUAGGAAGGCCUUGGCAAUUUGAUCGACGAGUACAACAUGAUGGCUUCACCAACAAGUACUCAUUUACUUUCCGUCAGCGGGCAAUCACUCUAGCGCCUUUGACACCAAAACAAGUUUAUGAAGAUCAAGCGAGGUUGCAAAAAUUGAGUGACAAAAAGAAACUGAGUGAGCAAAAAGAGAGUGGAAAGAUGAGUGAGAGGAAACAGAAUGAGAGAAAAAGAGAGAAAAGUGUGGAAUCAAGUGAGAGAAAACAACACUUUUAUGCAAACAAAAGUGAGAUUAAGAGAGCAUUAAUUCGAUGA